AUGGCUCGAAACUUCAGGUCAUGCGUACAGUUUGCGGCACAGAGUAAGGGGCCACCGGCCAUAUGUGCGAGUAGCUCGGUGCCCGUUUGUGGCAUCAGUGAGGUGCCCGCAGAGAGGGUUUACAUGGAGGCAUUGGAGGAUGACUUUCGAAUUUAUGAUUCGAGCGAUAAUGAUAGUGCUUCCGGGGAGGUAACAAUUAACGUGAAUGAGCAGAUACAGACCAGUGAGAGGUGUGAUGAAGACAACGAUGAAAGACGCGAAAAGAGAUUACGUCAAGAUAGUGAUGAAGUUGGAGAAACUGAAUUCACGGAGGUGAGACGAACGAGUAAGCGAAUUGCAAGAAGAUUUUCCAAAGAAUCCUCUCCCCCAGGAAGGGUCACUGAUGUCUUACAAACUCCUUUUGCAGAAAAAUAUGUGAUAAGUAUGACUUCUAAGGAGAUAUUGCCGAAACAAUUCCGAAUGGCGAAACUUCUUCAAGCUGAGAACUUUCAGAAUAUUGUUAAAAUUGCCUACAAAGGACCAUAUCGAGUAUUCAUACAUUUUGGAGACAAGUUAAAUGCUGAAAAAAUGUUGAACCAUGAGAAAUUUACGACAAUGGGUUACAAAUGCCACAUGACUAAUGAGGUAACCAUUUCAUAUGGUAUAGUGCGGAACGUGGACUUAGAUUUUGAUGAAAAAGAAGCUAUGGAAAUUUUAAAAUGUGAACAAGAAAUUGUUUCUUUUAAAAGAUUGAAACGUUUAUCUGGAGAAGGCAAAUGGGUAGACUGCGAGACAGUACGACUGGGUAUAAAAGGUUCUACUUUACCCCCGUAUGUUUUCGGAUACGAGUGUCGGUUUAAAGUGGAACCGUACACAUUUCCAGUAAGCCAGUGUUCUGGCUGUUGGAAAUUCGGUCACCUAAUACGAGCUUGCCCGGAGAAUAAAAUCUUAUGCCCCAAAUGUGGAGAAAAACAUAAGAAUUGUGAUACUAAUACCUUUAAAUGUAUUAACUGUAAAGGUCCACAUAUGGCUCUGUUUAAGGGAUGCCCAAUGUUCGUAAAGGAAAAAGAGAUAAGGAGUAUAAUGAGUAGCAAAACUGCACAUAUCAAAAAGCGCUAG
This is a messenger RNA of Manduca sexta (tobacco hornworm), 1098 nucleotides long. RefSeq lists its product as uncharacterized. The transcript is spliced from 2 exons. Lineage: Eukaryota; Metazoa; Arthropoda; Insecta; Lepidoptera; Sphingidae. The record is from RefSeq and is a predicted model, not a curated record. Bases 1 to 1098 code for a protein of 365 amino acids.